AUCAGGAUUUUCCAGGCUUGGGCGCGGCUUUCCUCGCUUUAGGUAUCGACUCGUGUGAUUGGUGGGGAGCUAUCGCGCGCACCACAUCAAAUAAGUGUCAGGACACGCGCUGGAGAGGAUCCAAUACGCCCGCGUCAUCACGCGCAGGGAGGUGCCACCAUCUGGCUGUAGGACCUGAGGAACACCAGACUUCUCACACGGGACUGUAGGGACUGGAGCAGGACUGGUCGUCUCUCUCACAAUUAAAGACAUGUGGACUUCAGGCGGACAGGUGCUGUCCCUGGUGCUGACGGCAGUUGUGGUUCUAGUACCCUCAUCUGACAGCAGCGUUCCCCCGCCAGAGAUCCAGGAUGAGGUGAAUAAGUGCAUGCUGACGCUCGGACUUCACAAGGUCAUCCCGCACAUCAGCUCCGUCAAGAUGGCCAUGGACUUCUGUAUGGCUAAGGUGGCCAGGGCUCAGUCAGACGGCUUCCACAGAACAGCUAAGAAUGCCUACCCGCAGCAGUCGUCCUACCACCAGCAGCAGUCGUCCUACUCUAACUCCCAGCAGUCUCCAUUCUCGCAGCAGCAGUCGUCACCACAGGCGGCAUACAUGAGCAACGCCAUCAGCCCGUAUGAUGAUUCAGGAGCAGAUAACAAACAAUUCGAUCCAAAGACGUACGAUGGCGCCAUAGAGGAAUGUUCGGAGAAGAGCUUCUUAGCGGGGAAGUGCGUUGAAAUGACGGACUGGCUGGUGAAUAUGGUUAACACAGUCGCUCCGCAGCCUCCGCCGCCGCCACCACCUCCCAAGUGCGUUGCCGACUUCGCGCACUGUGGCUACUGUGAGUGUAACUGCUGUAGUGGGAAGUGUGAGCUCAGCUGGCUGCUAUGGGAGGCCAGUGUGUGUGUACCUGAGAACAAGUGCUCAUACAGCCGCGUCACGAAAUGUGUCAACCAGAAGAAGAUCAACCGCUAGUAUCACAGCGCCAAGAACACCCAAGGGACCUGAGUUCACACCACCACUCUCCUCUGCCACCUAGCGGUUUUGAUUGGUACUACAGCCGAAUGCAAGAGUUGGACAAUAAUCAUGCAUAACAUUGCAUCCACAUACUCCAGUCGAACAUAGUGACUGUAUAAUUCCCCCCAUGGGACAUGGCUUGUUUAAAACUUACUGUGAAAUGCCUCCAGGCUCCACUGUAUACGAAUGUAUAUUUAUAGAAAUAUCUGUAUGUAUAUGUAUAUGUAUGUAUGUAUGUAUGUAUGUACGUAACAAGUUAAUCAAGAUUGUUUGGACUGAACAACGAACGCGGAAAAUGGAAUUUGAACGAUUACAUCUUAUAAAGCGUUGAUAAUAUCUUUAAUCAUGAUGUGUUCUUUGGCAAUACAAUACUAUAACGUUGAACCGAUAUGGUAGUACCAUUGUUGAUAUAUCUACGGUGUCAUAUUUGUCCUAAACUUUAUAACUAUGUACGGUUCUGUGUUAACGUUAGUUCGUCAGUCCUGUUUUAUUGUAACUUGUUUGCAAUAAUUUCCACUGGGAUCGCUAUCAGCGUAUUGCCACGCGUUCUUUCUGUAAACAUUGAAGUGUGUAUGCAGGCUUUUGAACGACAUGAUAUAUCCGAAACGUUAAAUUAACUGCAAAACAACGUUAUCUCAGAGACUCCCAGAUGCGUCUGAUUGCAACUGAGUACAAGAAAAUGAAAGCAAACUGUUUUGAAGACCCGCUGUACUGUAUAGUACUUCAAUGCUUUUUAAAUGCAUCACGUGUAUCAACGUUAUGCUUGUGAUAAAUCAGAGUGAAUUCUACAACUAUAUCGAGAUCGAAUCUAUUGAAAACGACACUUCAGAAAAUGGCUAUUGAUGUUGACACAUAUACAUAGCUCGUGCCCGAUAUAUUGUUUCUAUACUGACACUGUUAUUGUUGCCAUGUCAAUAAACUCUUUCUCAUUGUACCAAGGAAAGAACCGUGCCCACAGCAUACUGAAUAGUAACGCAAAGUAUUUCCAAGCAGAUGUUGUGACAAAACUGUGGAAGAGAGUAAGACUUAACCCUUGCGUUGAACGCAAUAUUUGUUCGUGUAUAUCAUAUGCUUAUGGUAUGUAGCACAUGACCAUGCAGAGUCCAUCAUGUGGCCAAAGUCGUUAACUUUUAUUCUGCCAUAGAAACCGGAAGUAAUAAAGAUGUUCUAUAUCAUACA
This is a messenger RNA of Branchiostoma floridae (Florida lancelet), 2176 nucleotides long. RefSeq lists its product as uncharacterized. Bases 251 to 955 code for a protein of 234 amino acids. NCBI's taxonomy places the organism in Eukaryota, Metazoa, Chordata, Leptocardii, Amphioxiformes, Branchiostomatidae. The transcript is spliced from 8 exons. The record is from RefSeq and is a predicted model, not a curated record.